AUGGCCGACUUCGACAAGAACGUUCUGGCCUAUUAUAACAUCCAGGUUCCCGCGCCCACGGAAUGGCCUACUGAGCUUGACGAGAGCGAUGAGGAGCAAGCCGAUGAGAUUGGGGUGAGGAGAUCCAGGUCCCGAUACUCCGCUUUGGAGAGGAGCGCUAGUGACCGUCGCAGCGGCCUAGUUGGCGCACAGAAGACGAGCGAUGGCAGGUCGAACCUGGUUCAGAAGGACGAGCCAGAUCCAUUAGGCUCAAGUGGCAGCGUGGUGGGCUCUUUGCGGUCUCGAGGAUUGCCAGUAGAACAGGACCCACGGUUGCGAAACAAGUUCAUGCUUUCAUCGACCACCUUCUCCCCAGCGCUUUUCUUAUCUCAAGCCCAUCACGACGCGUCGACGGAUGAUCUCGUCCGCGGAUUACAAUUUCUAUCACAGAGUAUCGAUCAGAAGUCCGCAUCACUCAAAGUCUUGGUCGAAACAAACUUCGAACGCUUUGUCCGGGCAAAAGCCACGAUUGACAACGUCUACACGGAAAUGCGCAACCAAGGAGUCGAGCCGGAACCGGUAAGACCAACAUCUCCUAGGCACUCAAGGAACGUGAGUCGGCAGAGUGGAAUCCAUUAUCGCAAUUUCAGCAGUGGGAGUGCAACAAACUUGGCCCAACCGCCGCCCAUUAGCAAGAAUGCACUACGCAAAGAGACCGAUUACGGUGUGCAGGGAAUUCGUGCACCAUUGCUGGAGGUCGCCCAAAAAGCUGAGGACGUCUGGGGCCCUGCUUUGGGCGGCAAGGAAAGAGAAGCCAGUUUGAAGACUCUUGCCGAUGAAGUCGAAAAGGAUCAUACGCUUUAUGAGCUUGGGAGCAAUCUAAGAGCUGCUAUCAAGCAGAGGGAUCACGAAAAGGCGGUCCAGCACUAUAAUGCUGCUCGAGCUUAUACCAACCAAGCAAAAGCCCUGACGGAACGAGUGACCUACAGUGGCCAGAGUCUUAGCGAUGAACAGAUUCACCGGAUCAUCGUCACCGGUAGAAUGUGGUCAGACGUGGAAGAACAGAUAAAAUCGCUAAAGCGGAGUAUAUGGCGACGUCUCAGUAGCGUCCAGACCGUUCUGCCAUUGCCGGGCGCCUCGCAAGCCGAGGAACACAUGGAGCUCAUCGGCAUAUUGCUCGAGCUGGGCGUCGAUGACAAUCCCAUCUGGGUUUGGCUUCUCAGUCGUUACGAUUAUCUGAAGAAUAAGAUCAUGGGAGUCAUAGAACGGUCAAGAAUCGAAAUCGAAAUUCUCCGACGACGUUUGGCCGCUGUGGAAAGACCGAAUGCGCACACCGUUGCAGGAUUUUUGCGACAGGCUUCAAAAGAGCACCCAGAAAUCCUUGAUCAAGAGCAAGUUCUAGAUUUCUGGAAUACGAUCAUGACCUACGUCACGAAGCUGCUUUCCAUGUCAAGCGGCCUCUUAGGGGAGGUUGUAGACUUCUGGGACUCGGCAAAAUCCUUCAUUGAAGGCGCAAAGCAGAAGGUACUUCCCACUGGCUUCGAAGGCGAGAGCAGAAAACAUCACAGACUUUCCGAUGCUGGAGUCAGGGAUUUAACGAACGGUGCCGUUGAACUGGCUGAGAUGCUUAGGGAGGCUAUUCAAACAAUGUUCGCAGAUCCACCUACAGAAGAUAUUUCGGCUCUCUUCUCGCCUGGAUCUGCAAGCGCAACGGCACCAAAUACGCCCAGUGCUGCUGCUGCCUUCUCGCCAACCGAAGGACGUUUGGGCCGCGUUGACCGGGACAAUCUUCCUGCACCUUCCCCUAAGAAGGGAGAAGCCUGGGAAGACUUCUCCUUCUGGCCGCCUCACUCGAAUUCUCUGAGUGCCGUCCACUAUCUGGGCAAGCUGUUGGCAAUGGUAACGACGGCUUCGAACGAGAUGGCAGCCAUGUCACCCGUUGCGGACAAUUCUCAAGCGCACGACAAGAUCAAGACAACCCUGGGAACCGCUCGAGAACGGAGUCUCCGAGCGCUAUGCGAUGCCUGGAGCAAGGACAGCGAGAAUUGCAAUGGGCUAGAAGAUUGGCUGCGAUCUCCAGAGAAGCGUGACCAGACGAGACUACCGUUCUAUUUCGAGGCUUUCGAGAAGAAAAUUCUCACCGGCGUUCAACAAGUACUAUAUCUUUCCGACUCGUCUGCAAAACACGGUCAUAAUGUCAUCACGCCACCGCCAUCCAAACUUCUGCAGAUGGUACGCACUCAGUUCGUCAACAGCAUUUACAAGGCGGUCAGUGCCAUGCUCGAAAAUGCACAAAAGGUCGACCUUGGCGAUGAAGACGAAUGGGUGCUCGUAAGCAACGAGAAAGCGGGCGGCAACGACGUUGUGACCGACAUUCGAAUCUCCAAUCGCAAUAUCAGGCUGCUGAUGACAUUGUCGAACCUCAAGGCGCUCAAGAACGAAUAUGUGCCACAGCUGGUGACAUUCUUUGAGACCUCAUUCUCGGUGACCCUUACGGACGAAUCGAAGACCAUCCGCGACGUAUUUGGACAGAUCGAUGCGAAACUCUUCCAAUCCUAUACCCAGCCUACAGUGGAGAAGCUCACAAAUAUGGUCCGGGCUGGCAUCAACGCACCAGACUGGGCACCCACAAGCGGUAAACCAGACCAAGUUCGACCCUACGUUUAUUCAGCCAUGAUGGUCCUGGUUAUGGUGCACACCGAAGUCUCGACAACCGUCGCAAGUGUAGGCAGUGGGAACGCGUUGCUGAAGGAGAUUCUGUCGUACCUUCUAGAGAAGGUGUCGCAGGCGUUGCUUGAAAGCUUCAAGGAGCGCAGAAGCAGCACAUACACUUUGCCCGCGCUGAUCCAGGCAACUUUGGACACCGAGUUCAUCGCGCAGACGAUGUCGCAAUAUUCGACCACCAAAGCUGGGGAGAUCCAGGGACAGAUAUACAUGGAGCUUGAUAAGCGAUCCGACAACAAUGCUCGAGCCAGGUUGCAGCAGGAGCUUGGGGACAUGAGGGUGGUGCUCAAGAGGUUGAGGGAGCAAAGUCGAAAUAGCUUCGGUUGCUUUAAACGACAGCGUUCGGAAAAGGAUGACAGAGGUCGUCCUGAACGUAAGAACACAGGCCAGUAG
Molecule: messenger RNA, 3096 nt
Organism: Cyphellophora europaea CBS 101466
Lineage: Eukaryota; Fungi; Ascomycota; Eurotiomycetes; Chaetothyriales; Cyphellophoraceae
Exons: 1
Coding region: 1-3096 (1031 amino acids)
Biological process (GO): Golgi to plasma membrane transport; exocytosis
Cellular component (GO): exocyst
Source: RefSeq, a predicted model, not a curated record